UUCUCCGUGGGGCUGGGGCUGGCCUUGGCCUCCAGCGCCUUUAUCGGCGGCAGCUUCAUCCUGAAGAAGAAGGGGCUGCUCCGGCUGUGCCGCCGCGGCCGCGCCAGGGCAGGGCAAGGCGGUCACGCAUACCUGCAAGAAUGGCUUUGGUGGGCAGGGCUGCUGUGCAGCUGAAUUGCUCCUACUUUGAUGCUCACCUGACAGUUUCUCCUGCAGUGGGAGUUGGAGAAGCAGCAAAUUUUGCUGCUUAUGCCUUUGCCCCUGCAACGCUGGUAACUCCACUGGGUGCUCUAAGUGUCCUUGUUAGUGCAGUUCUGUCUUCCAUUUUCCUGAAUGAGCAGCUGAAUGUUCAUGGGAAGAUUGGCUGCAUCCUGAGUAUCCUGGGUUCCACAGUGAUGGUGAUCCACGCUCCGCAGGAAGAAGAGGUUUCCAGCCUGGAGUCAAUGGCAGAGAAGCUGAAAGAUCCAGGAUUCAUUGUAUUUGCUGUGUGUGUCCUGGUGAGCUCCCUUCUGCUUAUCUUUGUGGCUGGACCCCGUUACGGACAGAGCAAUGUCCUGGUUUAUGUUUUGGUCUGCUCCGCCAUCGGCUCGCUUUCCGUGUCCUGCGUCAAAGGCUUGGGGAUUGCCCUGAAAGAACUGUUUUCUGGGAAGCCAGUCCUGAAAGAACCACUGGGCUGGGUGCUCCUGGUGUGCCUGGUGAUCUGCAUCAGCAUCCAGAUCAACUAUCUGAACAAAGCCUUGGACAUCUUCAACACAUCUGUGGUCACACCUGUUUACUACGUGCUGUUCACCACGGCAGUCAUGAUGUGCUCUGCCAUCCUCUUCAAGGAGUGGCAACACAUGGUGCUAGACAACAUCAUUGGCACCAUCAGCGGCUUCCUCACCAUCGUGUCCGGCAUCUUCCUCUUGCACACCUUCAGGGACAUGCCCUUCACCCCCAACCUCCUGCCCCUCUUCCUGCAGCAAGGCAGGGCGGACCUGCACGCCUCAUGGAGGAGUGCAGACAGACAUCAGUCAUGUCAGCAUCAGCCUCUUCUGCCCUCAGAGGACAAAGGCUCUCAGAGUGCAGAGGAGGAAGAGGAGGAGGAAGAGGAGGAGGAAGGUGAAAGCGUGUGAGGAAGCCUCUAAACUGGUAGCUUUCUGCUCCCACUGCUGAGCAGUUCUGCUGCAAGGUUGAACAUGCUGCCUCAGCUGCUGCUAGCUACUGCUGCACUAGCAGGAGUUGGCAGUUACCAUCUACCUGCCCCAGGUGCGAUGGGUGACCCGCCACUGCAAAGAGGCUGACAGGGACAGCAGCCUCCUGUGGCUACAGACAGGAGCCCUGGGAACCACCCAGUUCCUGGAAUCCGGUGCCUCUUCACUGUUCUUUUACAUGAAGAAUUGAACUGCCCUUGUCAGGACGCAGGCUUCGGCUGCACAGAGGCCCACAGCACUAACAUAGUGCUAACCCUUACUGAAUGCAAAGACCACGCAUUUGGGGAGGCCUCACAGCAUUUUUUUUAAAAUAUACUUAGAAGAUUAACAGUUACAAAAUAAUCUAACAUUGUGCUAAGGUUACAUGGAGAGAAGAUGGAUGUCUGGCUUUGAAGAUGACAUACCCAGAAUAUUAAUUCAAAAAUUCCUCUGUCAAGUACUUGUUUUGCUCACUCUGCUAGAAUUUAUUUACAGAUUCACAUCUAAGAACAGAAUACAGCCAAAACUUGAAAACUUCAGUGGUGCUGCCACAUGCUGCUGUGGCUCUUAUGGAGAGAGCAAUCUCUUCACGCAACGUCUGCUGUGCAGGUUGAUGAAGCACCUGCUUACUGUAUUCUAUUAAAAACCCAUUUGUUUGGUUA
Molecule: messenger RNA, 1834 nt
Organism: Tyto alba (common barn owl)
Lineage: Eukaryota; Metazoa; Chordata; Aves; Strigiformes; Tytonidae
Product: magnesium transporter NIPA2
Exons: 5
Coding region: 141-1115 (324 amino acids)
Biological process (GO): magnesium ion transport
Cellular component (GO): membrane
Molecular function (GO): magnesium ion transmembrane transporter activity
Source: RefSeq, a predicted model, not a curated record